Molecule: messenger RNA, 1492 nt
Organism: Yamadazyma tenuis ATCC 10573
Lineage: Eukaryota; Fungi; Ascomycota; Pichiomycetes; Serinales; Debaryomycetaceae
Source: RefSeq, a predicted model, not a curated record
AGACGAGCUGGAAUAUUGAACACUCAUACCAGAUGGAGAACUUCGAUAAGGGGAGCCAUCUCAAAAAGCUCAUCAACAAAAUCAAUGGCCAACCAGAGUCAUACGGUCGCAAGGCUCAGUACAUUUUUGGGAAGACUUUGGGAGCUGGAUCUUUUGGAAUUGUUAGAUACGCCCGCAAUCUUGACACUGGUGAAGAAGUAGCAGUUAAAAUUAUUUUAAAGAAAGCCUUGAAGGGACAUGAAGACACAGUGCUUGCCGAGUUGGACUUAUUACUGGAGUUGUCGCACCCCCACGUUGUGGGAUUCAGAGACUGGUUUGAGUCUAAAGAUAAGUUUUAUAUUGUUACACAAUUGGCAACCGGGGGAGAAAUGUUUGAUCGAAUCAUCAAAAAGGGGCGUUUCACCGAACACGAUGCCUCGUUAGUAAUUGUGCAAGUCUUAGAGGCUCUUCAGUAUUUGCACCACAAGAACAUUGUCCAUAGAGACUUGAAGCCUGAAAAUAUUUUGUAUUUGACCCCUGAGGACAACUCCAAUAUUGUAUUGGCAGACUUUGGAAUCGCCAAAAAACUUCAAAGUGCCGACGAUAAGAUUCAUUCGUCGGCUGGUUCGUUUGGAUAUGCUGCUCCCGAAGUGGUUAUGGGUCUUGGACAUGGUAAACCCUGUGAUAUCUGGUCUUUGGGAGUUAUAACCUAUACUGUGUUAUGUGGCUACUCGCCAUUCCGGUCGGAGAACGUCCACGACUUCGUAGAAGAGGUCAAAAACAACAAUGGGGUCGUAUUUCACGCAGAUUACUGGAAGAGCGUUUCUAAAGAUGCAAGAAGAUUCAUUAUCAAAGCAUUACAAUUUAACCCUGACAACAGACCCACGGUCGAUCAGCUCUUGAACGACCCAUGGCUCAUUGAUGUCGCCAAGGAGCACAAGGAGAUGGACUUGUUGCCACAAAUCAAGGCUAAAUUCGAUGGUAAAUCCAAGUUCAAGCAGGCUAUUGAGUUGGUCAUGUUGAACAACCGUGUCAGCAAAUUGAAAGAUAUUCAAACGGAGGACGACGACGAUCCAAACGAAAUCAAUAUAUUUGGGGACGAAGGCUCCUUGGUCUCUGAAGAAGCCAUCAAAGAUGCCCAGAAGAACACUGCCCACCCAUUAAUCUCUUGGGGGAAAUUCAAACAGGCACUACCAGACGCAGAAAUGUCCAAAUCUUCGUUAUCGAAGCCCAUGACUGAAGAUUCAAAGCUUAACUCGCCUGAGAGAAAGAAGGAUUUGACCCAGGGAGCAUUUGUGCAGUUAGUGCACGUAGCUCUGAAGAAUAAGGAUAGAGUUUCUCAGUUCACCGAUGAAAACAGAAAGCGUGAUGAUCAGUGACGAUAAGUGAUUACGUACUUCAAUAUAUUACAUCUACAUGGGUCCCUGCCAACUCAUUCAUACUGUCAUGGCAUGUGCCCCUUAUUCACGUUCCGUGUAUAUUUGUGUUAAUUGCGAAAUGAAUACUGGUUCCC